CCACGUCACCGCAAACCCCGAUACAAUGAGCCCAUAUUUCAGCCGACAGAAAAUUGAGAGAGCUAUAGCGGAAAGGAAUGCAGACAGAAUCAUAGCGGAAAGGAAUCCGUUGAGGGAGGGUACUCUGCUGAACGGGACGCGAGCGUCUGGUUUAUUCGAUCAAGAAGUUUCACCCAUCGAUGUCGAUGCUGCUUUGGCAGUACUUCCCUAUCGGCCACCAUUCCGACCUCGACUUAUUCUCGACGAAGAAGACGAGAGCAUCUCCUUGUCGUUAACGCGUGGACUACAGACGGGCAAGGACAGAUGGGCACAAGUCUGGCUCGCAUCUGUACACAUUCCCAGGACCACCGAACACCCUCAGGUUGUUGUCAAGUUACUUCAAGAAGCAUUCUUUCCCCAUCCGGGUGAUGACAUUGACGACGACGACUACGUCACCGAAGGAGCUUCUUUGCACACUCCUAUAGGAAUAUGCAGAAAUGAAGCAUGGGCAUUUACGCAGCUGAGACCUUUGCAAGGUCUACUGCUACCGCACUCCUAUGGCUUCUAUCACCUCGAACUUCCCUGCGGCCAGAACGUGAUUGGACAUGUCAUGGAGUACGUUGAAGGACAUGCGCUCAAACGAGAUUAUCAAGGGAUGAUCGACGGCUCCUUCUAUUCGGCAGAGAGACGGAGUGAGAGCCGUGCUGCGGUUGUACAGCUUGCCUUCAACGUGUACUGUCUACAUCUAUGCGACGUUCAUCAUGGCGACGUAUCUCCUAACAACGUACUACAAAUACCUGGAAAGCUGCCCUUCUUCGUGUUCCUCGACUUUGCUCGAGCUUCCGCGUAUUCCGACAUCAUGUUUGGGACGAUGGACGGUUGCGGCUUGUGGACGUGCUCCGAAGAAUUGGAAUUGGGCGAGACUUUCUGUCCUUGGAUGGAGGAUGCACUGGUUAAGCACGAACCUUGGGCACUCUCCAUAUUAGGUGAUCUCAGUUUAACCCGGCAGCUCAAGCACACUAUCCCGGGCGCGGAGAGGGAUUAUGAAGCACAAGCGAUGCGGCUGAAAAAGAGCCAGGAUGAGAAAGGUCAGAACGAGGUGCAUUGAUGGCUGAACUACGUAACCCCAUUCACGAAGGCGUACUGUUGUUGUCUAGUACCGGUCAUAAUAUCCAUCAAUGUCCGC
Messenger RNA from Dacryopinax primogenitus, 1165 nucleotides. RefSeq lists its product as uncharacterized. The transcript is spliced from 3 exons. Bases 26 to 1087 code for a protein of 353 amino acids. The record is from RefSeq and is a predicted model, not a curated record. Lineage: Eukaryota; Fungi; Basidiomycota; Dacrymycetes; Dacrymycetales; Dacrymycetaceae.